UCCAAAUCACUGUUGUAGCUUCUUUUCCCUGCGAUCUCGCUGCUUGCUUUGAAGAGAAAGAGUUAACAGAGCGAAGACGGAGAUGACGUUGUUUCACUUCUUCAACUGUGCGAUUCUCACAUUCGGCCCUCACGCCGUUUACUAUUCCGCCACUCCCUUGUCUGAGUAUGAUACCCUUGGCACCUCUGUUAAAGCUGCUUCUGUUUAUCUUGGGACAGCUUUGGUAAAGCUUGUUUGCUUGGCCACGUUUCUUAAGGUGUCUGAGAAUGAUAGCUUCGACCCAUAUCAGGAAUUGCUGAAAGCUUUAAUUGGUUUCAUAGAUGUUGCUGGGCUUUACUUUGCCUUGACCCAGUUGACUCACAGAAAUAUCUCUCAAAACCAUAAAUUUCAAGCUGUUGGACUUGGGUGGGCUUUUGCUGAUUCUGUUUUACAUAAACUGGCACCUCUUUGGGUGGGAGCUCGAGGACUAGAAUUCACUUGGGAUUACAUUCUGCAAGGCCUUGAAGCAAAUGCAAACCUGGUGCUGAGUAUAUCCCUUGCUGCGUUGGGAUCUCUGAUGUGGCUUCGCAAAAACAAACCCAAGACUUUGAUUCCCAUAAUAUAUGCAUGCGCAGCCAUUGUGGCAACAAUGCCAUCCAUCACAAAUUAUUUGAGAAGAGGAUUGGGGUGGCAUUUUCCAAAAGUGGUAGGCUUCGAACUAUUCACCUCUCUGGUGAUGGCUUUUAUUAGUUGGCAACUCUUUUCUGCAUGUCAAAGACCCUCAUCCUAAGAAAGUCCAGUACAUCUCUAAGACCAGAUGGUUGGGGAUAGGCUCUUGGAACAUAUUGAAAAAAUCUAGCCAUUGGCUAUCAAUUCCGCCCCCGACAAGGCUGUUGGACUGUUUUUUCAAAAUUUUGUAGCAUCUUUUAUUUUGCCUAUAAAAAUUACUGAUUUGUAAUUUCACUUUCCGUGAUGUUCAGAGGAUUGAAUAGAUUGAUUUUCCUUUA
Molecule: messenger RNA, 986 nt
Organism: Hevea brasiliensis (rubber tree)
Lineage: Eukaryota; Viridiplantae; Streptophyta; Magnoliopsida; Malpighiales; Euphorbiaceae
Exons: 7
Coding region: 83-769 (228 amino acids)
Source: RefSeq, a predicted model, not a curated record